UACGUUCUUUUAUUUUUCCUUCUUUCGCUUUUUGAUGUUUUUUUUUCCUCGUCUUUCUAUUUCUAUGUGCUGAAGUAGGAAGAGGUAUAGCUGUAAAAUUUCCCAAAACCUCAUUUCAUCCUUAUCUCCUCGCUCUCAUUAUCGAUGGGGGGGCCCUGGCGAUCUAGGGCUUCUUCGUUUUGCUUAUGGAUUUUCUUCGAAGGGUUUGAUUAGUUUAUGAACGAGAUUCCUUGAGUCAAAUGUCCUAUAAAAGCGACAUUCUUAAAAAAAAGGACUUGGAAAUCGUUUAAUGUGUUUACUGAAGAAUUAUGAGCCUUUUGCAUUGAUCGCAGGGUUGCUUGAUUUCAUGAUUUAGAGAGUGGGAGAACAGCGCGCAAGUAGAAUAGAUAGGGUAUGUUUGAUGGAUGAUAUGGCUUUGAGAGACAGAGAUCAUGCAAGUGAUCUUGAAAGUGGUGGUACUACUAGCGAAGAAGGAAGUAAAGAACCUAUUUCAGGCAUUGGACAAGUAAAGAGGUUGUUGAACAGGGUUUGGAGUGGUUCAGUCAGAGGUGAAGAUGGCAUGAAUGCAUGCCGUACUUCGAACUCUGGUGAGUUUUCCACCGAGAAUCAGGGGUUUGUGACAGACAAGAAUUCUGGAGGGGAAGAAUCGGUCGGCCUCCCGGAAAAGAAAGUGGCCAAGGAGAAACGUAAGAAACCAAGGUCUAAAAAACCUCCAAAGCCUCCUCGACCACCCAGAGGUCCAUCUUUGGAUGCGGCUGAUUUGAAACUGAUUAAAGAGUUAUCGGAGAUUGCUAUGUUGAAGAGGGCGAGAAUUGAACGGAUGAAGACUUUGAAGAAGAUGAAAGCAGCUAAGGCUUCAUCAUCGAAUAGCACUUUGUCUGCUAUGCUCAUCACUGUUCUCUUCUGCAUUGUAAUUAUUUUGCAAGGAAUGUGCUCCAUAGGCCGUUCAAUUUUGAAUUUCAAUGGAUCUCCUACAACAAUGGGAUUGAUUUCGAUUCGGCAUUACAAGAAUCAUUCAGCAAGAGGUGCCAAUGAAACUCUUCCUGCACCAAAUCAUUCAGAUAGCGUUGCCAAUGGAACACUUUCUGCAUCAAAGUUUUCAGUGAGUGAUGCCAAGGGAAUUCUUUCUGCAUCAAAGCUUUCAGCAAGUGAUGCCAACGGUACUCCUGCCCCAACGCUUGCAACAAGUGAUGCUAACAGAACUCUUUCUGCAUCUCUCAUGUACGUUCAGUAGAGGUCGUCUCUGGGUCGGGUCCCCAAGAAAAUGCGAGUAGAGUUGCAUGAUGAUAUGGAGAACAUGUCAAAGAAUGUCACUAACACCCUGGUAUAUCCGAGGUGCUUGGCUGGUUUCAGUAAAUAGACUUGAAUCUUCAUCUCCUUGUAAAUUGAUGUCUGUGAAAGUUCAUUUUGGUGAUUUGGGUUUGUAAAUAUAUAAGAGAAUCUACUUUUUGAAGCUUUAACGCAUGAAAUGGUUCUUUCCUUGUACAAAAACUCAUGGUGGGGUAAUUACUAAUUCAGUGGAUUUACAUUUACGUUCCA
Messenger RNA from Nelumbo nucifera (sacred lotus), 1539 nucleotides. RefSeq lists its product as uncharacterized. The record is from RefSeq and is a predicted model, not a curated record. Lineage: Eukaryota; Viridiplantae; Streptophyta; Magnoliopsida; Proteales; Nelumbonaceae.